Pterocles gutturalis (yellow-throated sandgrouse) is the source of this 1113-nucleotide messenger RNA. Its product is annotated as pancreatic lipase-related protein 2-like. Gene Ontology annotation, biological process: lipid metabolic process. The transcript has 9 exons. Gene Ontology annotation, molecular function: triacylglycerol lipase activity. The annotation marks the transcript as partial. The record is from RefSeq and is a predicted model, not a curated record. NCBI's taxonomy places the organism in Eukaryota, Metazoa, Chordata, Aves, Pterocliformes, Pteroclidae.
AUGACAAUAACACGCUAUUUGAAACUUUACAUUAAACAGGUGGAGUCACGAACCAACUGGUCUCAACUGGUUCGCGUUAUCUCAGAUGAAGCAUGCCUGACACUAGGAGAUGUCUCUUGGCACUUCCCAACAGUGUCGCAGCCAGAGCUGGGAACCCAAGCCCUGUGCAGCAUCAGCAGCAUGUUUGCAGUGUGGAUCACUACUCUUUUUCUUCUUGAUGCGGCCAGAGGAAGGGAAGUUUGCUACAAAAGGCUUGGGUGCUUUACAGAUAACCCCCCUUGGGCUGGGAUACCAGGGAGAGAACUGGCAGGCUUGCCCAGCUCUCCAGAAGAUGUGAAUACCAAUUUCUUCCUUUACACUAGAGACAACAUCAAGAAAUAUCAAAUAAUUUCUGCCUCAAAUUCUUCAACUAUCAAAGCUUCAAAUUUCCGAACAGACAGGAAAACUCACUUCAUUAUACAUGGCCACCUUGUUGGAGCAGACUUCCCCUGGAUGACAAAUAUAUGCAGGUUCAUGUUUCACACUGAAGACGUGAACUGCAUUUUGACCGACUGGAGAGGCGGCUCUAGCGGUUUGUACACCGAAGCCGUUAACAACGUCCGCAUUGUGGGGGCUGAGCUGGUCUAUCUGGUGAACCUUCUUGAGAAAGACUAUGGCUCCUCUCCUGCCGACAUUCAUUUCAUCGGCCAUAGUCUCGGAGCACACGCUGCAGGGGAGGCAGGGAGAAGGAAACCUGGCAUUGGAAGAAUAACAGGUUUGGAUCCAGCUGGUCCCCUUUUUGAGUACACUCCCACAACGGUUAGGCUGGAUCCUUCAGAUGCAAAAUUCGUUGAUAUAAUUCAUACCCACGCUGGCCAUCUUUUCUUUGACUUUGCUCCAGGGAUUCUUCAAACUUGUGGCCACCUGGAUUUUUACCCAAAUGGUGGGAAGAGGAUGCCAGGAUGCAGGCAGCUUCGUGUACCUGCUGCAACUCGGAAUAUCAAUGACCUUAUGAAAGCAUAUAGAUCUAUUGGAUGUGGACAUAAAAGAGGUCUCCGAUAUUAUGUUGAGAGUAUUAUCACUCCCCAUGGAUUUGUUGGGUAUCGGUGUGAAACAUACCGAGCUUUUGUAUUG